This is a messenger RNA of Cryptococcus amylolentus CBS 6039, 399 nucleotides long. RefSeq lists its product as hypothetical. Bases 1 to 399 code for a protein of 132 amino acids. The record is from RefSeq and is a predicted model, not a curated record. NCBI's taxonomy places the organism in Eukaryota, Fungi, Basidiomycota, Tremellomycetes, Tremellales, Cryptococcaceae. The transcript is spliced from 3 exons.
AUGUUCAAAACCAUCACGCUCUUCACCACCCUCGCUCUCAUCGGUACGGCCGUAUCCGCGGCCGACUGGAGGCUUUUGGCCAACAAGCCCGCUGACCAGUCUAUCGCCCAAUUCCAAGCCUCGUGCGUCCCCUUCCUUCCCCUCCCUCCUACAAUGCUAAGAGUCCUCGAGAUACUGACCGGUCCUACUAUCGGGAGUAAUAGCUUUGAAACCACCUGCCCUAUCUUCGACACUUCCAACCCCGACGGCGCUAGGACGACAUUUUUCCGUGCUGGUGAUUUCCAAGGCAAGAAUACUGAUACUCAAGCGCUCGUGUUCUGUACCUACAACGCCGCAGAUGGGAGCGUGUACGCCGUCACCCGCGAGCUCGUCGAGUCUCUCGGUGGUUCUAUCGCCUGA